AUGGAGCACAACCGACGACGUCGAGCCCCCUCCGGCUCUCCGGCCACGGCUGUGCCUCUGGUCGUCGCGGUUUGUCUGCUCCUCUUCUUCGUCCUCUCGUGUACGACGAUUCGAGGGGCGCAAUCGCUGGCGGUGGCCGGAUCGGGCGAGGCGUCGUUGGUCGACGUCUACACGGGCCUGGGCUCGGCCUACCUCUACUCCAAGGACGUCAUCUCCGUGUCCUUCACGGCCAGCACCAACGUCACCACCACCCUCAACGCCCUCCCCGCCGGUCGCGUCUACUUCGUGGGGACCUCGAGCACCGUGAGCCGCUUCUACGCCGGGUCCGCCGGCUCCUACGCGCAGAUACCGGUCAUGGCCACGGCCAUGGUCGCCGCCUACCCGACGGCCGUGUUCAGCCCCAAGGUGGCGGGCGCGGUGCUCACCCUGCCCACGGCGGUGGUGGCCGGCAUGUGGAACGGGACCUACACGAGCUGGGAGGACGCCGGCGUGGUGGCGCCCAACGCCAACAUGAACCUGCCCAACACCUCGAACGGCGCGUCGUCGUCGGAGCUGACCAUCAUCUACUGCAACGACGUGCUGGGCGAGGGCGGAGUGCUGGCCAACUACCUGUCGGCCAUCGACCCGGGCAUGGCGGCGGUGUUCGCGCAGCGGGGCGCGGCCGGGUUCGGCGGGCUGGCGGCGGUGACGGGCGGGCGCGCGUUCUCGGGGUGCAGCGUGGCGGCCAAGCAGGCCCUGCUGGCGGCCCACCCGAACUCGGUCGUGUUCACGAUGUACCCGGACUACAAGAAGAACGGGACGGGCCUGGCCUACGCGCAGAUGACGGACCGGAGCGGCGCGCUGGUGACCCUCGACGCGGCCCUGACGGCGGUGACGAAGGCCAUGACGACGGCGGCCUCGUACGACGGCUCGCUGGUGUUCGAUCUCACCAACCAGGCCAACGGGUCGUGGCCGCUGGCGGCCAUGUCGUCGGUGGUGACCUACAACUACACCGCGAGCGGCGCGUCGGACUCGAUCGACUGCGCCACGAUCAAGGAGGUGCUCUCCUUCCUGAGCUGGACCCAGAUCAACGACAACGCCAUCGCCCUCAUCAAGGCCUCGGGCCUCAUCGUGCUCAGCGGCCGGCAGCGCGUGAACAUGCUCGACCACCUGUCCGAGGUGGUGUGCAACGGGCAGGAGGCCCUCACGACGGCCUUCCUCCUGGGCAUGGGCCCGGCCAUCCCGACCUACACCUCGUGGGCCACCGAGUACGGCUCGUCGGGCUUCACCCUCAAGUACUUUGCCACGUCCUCGGUCGAGGGCCUGGCGAGCAUGGGCGACAACUCGAUGGACUUUGCCUCGACGGGCGCGCCGCUCACGGCCGCCCAGCAGGCCGCGCUGCCCGACGUGAUCACCGUGCCCAUGGUCUCCUACGCCUUCGUCUUCAACUACAACAUGCCCGAACUCAUCAACACCGACUACCGCAUCACCCUCUCCUUCCAAAUCGUUUCCGAUAUCUACAUGAACCGCAUCCAGACGUGGGACCACCCGGACAUUCUGGCGCUCAACCAGGAGAUCGCGCACCUGCUGCCGGUCAACCAGCCCAUCAUCGUGACCUACUUCACGACGGCGCAGGUCACGGCGCAGGCCAUCAACCAGGCGCUGAGCCUGAACGUGCCCGAGUUCGCCCAGAACAUCGGCUACGACGGCGUGCCGGUCUACCCCGUGGCGAGCGAGGUCAACCGCACCAAGCCGUGCGCCACGCUCAACGACGCGACGGCGGCCAUGCGCACGCCUUACGCUCUCGGCCAGGGCGUGUCCUUCACCGCGCUGUCGUCGGCCACCCUGCGGCCGGCCUCGAUGAAGAUCAACGACACGGUGCUCACGCCGUCGCGGAGCAGCAUCGUGGCGGGCAUCUCCAACGCCGCGUCGCCCACCGACCUGCUCAUCCUCUCAUCGCCGGGCAACGGAAGCUGGCCCAUGAUCUCGACCAACGCGUUGGCGGUGCACUCGCGCGACAUGGUGGACUGCACCAAGGCCAAGGAGCUGGUGGGCUGGAUCUACUGGACGCAGACCGACCCGACGGCGGCCAACAUCGCGCAGGCCAACAAGCUCAUCGUCGCCGGCCAGUCGGCGCCCGUCAAGCGGGCCAUGCUCAACUUCAUCGCCAACAUCACCUGCGACGGCGAGCCCGUGAGCGCCCUGGCCUACUGCAUCACCCAGGGCACCAUCUGCUCCGACCACGGCGCCUGCUUCUCCAACAAGUGCGUGUGCGACGACGACUGGAAGGGCACCUACUGCGAGAGCCCCAUCUCCUCAGACAGCUCAUCGAGUAGCGACGUGGUGGUCCCGCUGCUGGCCUCCUUCCUGCCCGUGCUGGCCGGGCUCAUCGUGCUGGGCCUCCUCCUGGGCUUCUUCCUCUACUGGCGGCUGCGGCACAUGAAGAAGAAGGACGAGUGGGAGAUCCCCUACAGCGAGGUCGACCUCGGCGACCCGCUCGGCCAGGGCGGCUACGGCAGCGUCUACAAGUCCGAGUGGCGCGGCACCCAGGUGGCCGUCAAGGUGCUCAUCGACGGCCGCGUGACCAAGGAGAUGGAGCGCAGCUUCCACGAAGAGGUGUCGAUCAUGUCCAGCCUGAGGCAUCCCAACGUGGUGCUCUUCAUGGGGGCCUGCACGAAGCCUCCGCACCUGUUCAUUAUCAUGGAGUACAUGGCCCUGGGCUCGCUCUUUGAUCUGCUGCACAACGAACUCGUGCCGGACAUUCCUGCGCUGCUCCGCACGAAGAUGCUCUACCAGGCGGCCAAGGGCAUGCACUUCCUCCAUUCGUCGGGCGUCGUGCAUUGCGACCUCAAGUCGCUCAACCUGCUGCUCGACUCCAAGUGGAACCUCAAGGUGAGCGACUUCGGCCUCACCAAGGUGAAGGGUGAACUCCUCCGGAACGGCUCCCACUCAAGAUCCGCUGGCGCCGUUGGCACGAUCCACUGGACCGCGCCUGAGGUCCUCGCCGAGAGCGACACAGUCGACUACGUGCUUGCCGAUAUCUACUCGUAUGGUAUCGUGAUGUGGGAAACGUUCACGCGGCAGCAGCCGUACGACGGCAUGUCACCCGCGGCCAUCGCCGUAUCGGUCCUGCGAAACAACUACCGUCCUUCGAUACCCGAGGGCUACGACCUGUCGGCCCUCCCUACGGGUCUGCUCGACGACGUGUCGUUCUCGUCGGCCACCGGCUCGCACCACUCGGCCUUCCCCGGGGCUUCGUCGCAGUCGCAGGCCUUCAACGGGCGCUAUGUGAACAGCCCCGAGUACGACCAGGACCUCAAGUACCUGCACCUGAUGACGCAGUGCUGGCACCAGGACCCGGUCAUGCGCCCCAGCUUCCUCGAGAUCAUGACCCAGCUGUCCACCAACGACUACGGCGGCGGGAGCAAGUCGGGCGGCUCGUCGUCGUCCUCGUCGUCGAUGGCCUCCUACCCCGACAUCCGGCGCAUGCAGGCCCGGCGCAACCACGACGGACAGUCGACCCUGGCCUCGACCAACAGCGACCCACUUUCGUCGUCGGCCUCGCUCAACUCGGGCUCGAUGGAGCUGGACGCCAAGUCGGGCAUCCACAUCCCCGCGUUCAAGUACAAGGUCAAGAUCGACGAGGCCGGCAACCUGGUGGGCCGCUACGGCACCAACGAGGCCAUGCUCAGCAACGACAACGUCGCAGCCGUGUUCCUCGAUGUCACCUCUGCCCACGUCCUGUGGCAGCGAGCCCCGGAGGCCAUGGUGGAGACCAUGCUGCUCUACAACGAACUCGUGCGCGCCCUCGCCGUCCGCCACCACGGCCACGAGACCAUGGUGGGCGACCGCGGCAACUCCGAGGGCUCCAUGUGCCUGCUCUUCAACGACCCCGAGGCGGCGUGCAUGAUGUGCUUCGACCUGCAGAAAGAGCUGCUCGAGCUGUCCUGGCCCAAGAAGCUGCUCGCCGUGCCGCAGGCCGAGGAGGUGAUCGACCCUGUCACGGAGAACGUGAUUUUCCGCGGCCCGCGCGUGCGCUGCGGCAUCCACGUAGGCCGCAUCGCCGCCAAGCGUGGCAACGACAUCCGCAAGGCCGGCCUCAAGCACAGCGGACCCGCGAUCGAAGCUGCCAUGAAGCUGGCUUCGGUGGCCAAGCCCGGCCAGAUCGUGAUCUCGGCCAACGUCCGCAACCGGCUCAUCGAGAGCGGCCUCGUCAAGAAGAAGAAGUCCAAGGCCUUGGACAACGGCGAUCAGAGCGGAGGCAAGAAGCGCGACGACGCCAAGUCCAUCAAGACCAGCUUCCUCCGCAAGGUGGAGCUGCCCAUCUCCGCGCCUCGAGCCUCCGGCUCGUUUGCCGUCGAAGACGUGCGCUCGAGCGAAGAUCGCAACGGCCGCGAGCGUCGCGACUCCGACCUGGCCGAUGUCAAGGCGUUUGAGAUGAAGGUGCCCGGGCUCUACCGAUUCUACGAAAACGAGGGUGCCGAUGACAGCGAGAACAGCGAGCGCGACGGAUCCUCCUCGCAGCAGGUGCAGGUCGCGCGUCAUGGUCGCGGCACGGUCGAGGGCGACGCCGAGACGUGGCUCAACUCGGCCAACAUGUGCCCCUGGAUCAUCGACUACUCCAAGGUCACCGUCUACGACGACAAGCCCCUCGGCUCGGGUUCCUACGGCGUGGUCUACCGCGGCAAGUGGCAGAACGUGGACAUCGCCGUCAAGCGCUUCAUCAAGCAGACCAUGAACGAACGCCAUAUCCUCGAAUUCAGGUCGGAGAUGAGCAUUCUCUCAGGCCUGCACCACCCCAACAUCAUCACGUUCGUGGGGGCUUGCGUGGUCGAGCCCAACUUGUGCAUCAUCACCGAGUACAUGAAGAACGGCAACUUGCGCCACAUCCUCUCCUCGUCGGUCAAGCUGAGCUUCAACGAUCGGAUGCGCAUGCUCCUGCACACGGCCCAGGGCCUGCAGUACCUGCACGACACCGUGUCCCCGUCCAUCAUCCACCGCGACCUCAAGUGCUCCAACAUCCUCGUCGACGAGACCAACGGCGUUUGGACGGUCAAGAUCGCCGACUUCGGCUUCGCGCGGGUCAAGGAGACCAACACCACGAUGACCCGUUGCGGCACGCCCUCGUGGAUUGCGCCGGAGAUCAUCCGCGGCGAGAAGUACACCGAGAAGGCCGACAUCUACAGCUUGGGUAUCAUCAUGUGGGAGGUGCUGACGCGGCGAGUACCCUACGAGGGCCUCAACUUCAUGGCUGUGUCCCUGCACGUGCUCGACAACAACCGACCGGAUGUCCCUGACAACUGCCCAGCGGACUUCAAGAAGAUGAUGACCCGCUGCUGGCACCCCAAGGCGCACAAGCGCCCCUCCAUCACGGACGUGGUGGGCUUCUUCAAGCAGCUGGUCGGGGCGUCGCCCUUCGACGUGUAA
This is a messenger RNA of Acanthamoeba castellanii str. Neff, 5406 nucleotides long. RefSeq names its product serine/threonine kinase. The record is from RefSeq and is a predicted model, not a curated record. Lineage: Eukaryota; Discosea; Longamoebia; Acanthamoebidae. Gene Ontology annotation, molecular function: ATP binding; protein kinase activity. Bases 1 to 5406 code for a protein of 1801 amino acids. Gene Ontology annotation, biological process: intracellular signal transduction; protein phosphorylation; cyclic nucleotide biosynthetic process. The transcript has 7 exons.